AAGUCGCUCCUCGCCCCAGCAACCUUUUCCAUCAGAAAACUCCACCACAACCAUCAGAAAAUCAUCGGCGAGGCGAUUUUCUCGAUGCUCCAUCAAAGCGCUAUCUUUUGAUACCCUAUUCACGAAUAUUGCGACGAAUUUUGCGUCGAAAACGCCGCUGCGAAGGUUCGCCGUUCGCUGUCGCACUGGGCCGCGGCGAAAGGGCCCCCGGGCCACGUACCACGCCUUACGCUGCCCAUUCCCACAUCUACCCGCCGUCACUGCUGCUGCCUGCCCUAGCGACAUUUUUUCUCACGACAAACAACACCAUCACGAUAGCGCAUCAUGACGCAACGAGUCACCGGCCAACGCUUUCGCCAGCGCAAGCUAUCUACGAAGCAGAACUUACCUGUGUUACGCGAACAUGAGGUCGAGAAGCUUCCCGACGACGAUGCGACGCGGCACAUUCCUAAAGUCGAAACUGGCGUGGAAAAAGGAGAGGAAAUCGAGCACCAUCUGCAAGCCGUAAUAUCUGCAGCACAAGCAGCUGCAUCUGGCAGCGGUGUAGCACAACUGUACAUUCCAACACCUGAUGCCGUCGCAAGCAAGCUGCAAUAUGAAGAUGUCUAUCCAAGACACUUCACGCAGCCUGCAACCUACAUCCGGUUUUCGUCCACCGUCGAAGACAUGAUAGGAUGUCCGUAUUGUAUGAAUGAUGAGGAUGUCACUUAUCUGAAGUCCUUCAACCAAAAGAAAGGUAAAGGCGUGCAUUGCUCCGAAGAUGAGUUCGAGGAGGUGAUGAACUUUUUCGAGGAGCAAUCUCAACAAAAGCAGCCCUAUGCCUCCGUGGACAAUCCACCAGUCUUGCCAUUUGAAGACCUCGAAGCUGAAUUCGAUGAGACAAUCAGUGAGCCUGCGCGGCGAUUUGCAAAAGACAUAUACAACCACUGGAAGAACCAACGUUUACUGCAAGGAAACCGUGCCUUGAUCCCGAAUUUGAAAUUCGAGACAAAUCUAGAAACCGAUGAAUCAGAUCCAUACGUGUGCUUCCGACGUCGCGAGGUACGGCAGGUCCGGAAGACUCGUGGAAGAGAUGCGCAGGUGACGGAGAAGAUCAAGAAGCUGAGGACCGAUUUGGAGUCUGCACGAUUUUUGAUGGCAGAAGUAAAGAAAAGAGAAAUUGUCACACGCCAGCAACUUGCCAUGGACAGGCAGAUCUUCGAGCAGCGGACUGCGGUCAAGGAGAUUAAGAGGAAGCUUGGCAUCAAAGGAGACGAUGAAGAGCUCCUCAUCAAUCAAAAGCCCGCUCCCAAGCCAAAGAAGGUCGAUGUUCCUGGCGUGCCACAAAGGGGUAUUCCCGGUUUGCCUAAGACUCAUCAGCUUGCUCGUCCAGAUGGUCGUCUUUUCGAUUCUGAUCUCCAUUACCUUGAAGAACAGCAGGCCAAACGUGCAGAGGCGAUUGAAGGUUUCAUCGAGGAGAAUCUGAUGAAACACCAGAAAUGGAACGUUGGGUGGGUUGAUGCGACAUGGCGUCCAAUUACACCUCCUUUGGAACAAGCAGCCAAACCAGAUUUCCGGCCUGUCUUCACCAGUUCCCAGCUGCCGACACCGCCGGCAUCUGAAUCAUCUGACCCCGUUGGAGACGCCAUGGACGUUGAUCAAACGAACAAGGUGGUAGAAACACGAGGAAGCGCUCGAAUCCGAUACGGCACGCCGCCAGAUGAAGACGACCAGCGUCGGUACCGCCGUCGUAUGGGCCGUGGAGGACGUGUGAUGAUUGAUCGUCGAGGUGUGAAACGUGCUAAGUUGGAUGCCGUCGCCGAGAGAGUCGCAGAUCGAUUCAAGUACUCGGGUGAUAGUAGUGAGGACGAGCAGAUCUAUCCAGUGGAUUGGACCGAUAAUCUUCAUAUCCGAUACCGAAUCAUGAUCGAGCGACAGGGCGAAAAACAGCAUGCUCAGGCCGUAGCACAGAGCCGAAGGGCCAUUGAGAACCAUAACCGAUCUGCCUCUGGACAUUUGUUACCUCCAUCAGCUGCCGGCUGAGAAACUUGAAAGGAGCAGGGAACGGAUUGCAGUACGGACCUUUAACUUUUACAUUCGAUGGGAAGAAGUGUUGGCUUCAUGAGGAUGAACUACUUAUACCCAUGCGUACGUUUUCAUCGAGCAAGGAAUGAUGCACGAUGUUGGAUUCCGGAUUCUCG
Molecule: messenger RNA, 2180 nt
Organism: Lindgomyces ingoldianus
Lineage: Eukaryota; Fungi; Ascomycota; Dothideomycetes; Pleosporales; Lindgomycetaceae
Exons: 3
Coding region: 325-2022 (565 amino acids)
Biological process (GO): regulation of transcription by RNA polymerase II
Cellular component (GO): piccolo histone acetyltransferase complex
Source: RefSeq, a predicted model, not a curated record